GAGCUAGAAAAACACAGAUAAUGAAUUGGUUUAAUGUGCUAAUAACCAUUAAUUUAUCUCUGGCCACAAUUGAAGUCCAAAGAUGUCCAUCGAAUGGAGAAAGCUGGAAACUGUCAUCUGAUCGAAUUGGGUGCAACAAAACACAUCCUUAUCACUGUUUACCCAACAAUAACUUAACUUCAUAUGUGGAGCUAUGUUACAAACAUACCUUUUUUAUAGAAGGGGGAUGUCUAAAAUACCUAGACAGUGGCUAUAUUGACCAAGUGAAGUGUGCCGAGUUUGUCUGCGGUUGUCCUGAUAAAUCAUAUUACGGCGAUGAACUCUUUCAAUAUCCUAUGUGUUUGGACUUAUUUAUACCUGGAAGCUGUUUCACUGCACACAUCGACUGUUUAAAACUGAGAGUCAAAGCCCUCACUGUUAGAACAACUUGAGGAAGCAUGCCGAGAUGGCGAUGUGGACAAGUACUUUACAUUAAAAGAGCGGGACAACAGUCUGUUAUCUGCAUAUGUUGAUAAGAAUGGAUGGAGUUUACUACAUCAUGCAGCGUAUGGAGGAAGUGAAAUAAUUUUUAAAGAUUUGCUUGAACAAAAAGAUUUUGAUAUACAUAAAAAAACAAAGUCUUCAAAAACUGUUUUACAUAUAGCUGCAAAAGAAGGCAGAAAAGAAAUAUGCAGACUAAUCAUCGAUAAUACAGAAUAUGAAAAUCUUCUUGAUAUGAAAAACGAUAAAGAUAUGAAUGCAGGGCAUAUUGCAGCCAGAUAUGGACAAACUGAUAUCAUAGAAAUGUUGAUGAAAACAAGAUGUGACUUGCUGGAAAAGGUUGGACCCCUUCUCGAAAACAUUGCUAUAUUCGCAUGCAAAGGCAGAAGUCUAGAAACGAUGACAUUUAUAGGCAGCCAUCAAAAUCUAAAAGUUGCCUUGCAUGAGAAAAAUUAUCAGGGCUGGAACGUUGCACACUAUGCAGCAAAAAGUGGGAAUUGCGAGAUUCUGGAGUAUUUAAUCGCGGAGGAAGGAGUUGACUGUAUAAAUGAAUCAACGGAUGAAAAGAAAAACUGUCUUCAUACUGCAUGUGAAAAUGGUCAUUAUGAAGCCUGCAAGUGUUUGAUUAAAAAUAAUUCUGGUUUAUUACAUUUAAGAGAUAUCAAUAGAAACCAUGCCGGACAUUACGCUGCAAAGAAUGGAAAUAUCACGAUAAUAAAGUAUUUAAAGGAUCAAGGACUUGAUUUAGAAUUAACAAAUAAGGAAAAUGUGAAUAUACUGCAUAUAUCCUGCUUGCAUGCACACUUGGAACUGUUUAAGUAUUUAGCAAAAGAAUUCCCAAGACUUUUAAAUCAGAAAAGUAACAAAUCUAAGAAUGCAGUUUUAUUCGUCAUGCAGCGGAAAGACGAUGAAG
Messenger RNA from Saccostrea cuccullata (small rock oyster), 1393 nucleotides. RefSeq lists its product as uncharacterized. The transcript is spliced from 5 exons. Lineage: Eukaryota; Metazoa; Mollusca; Bivalvia; Ostreida; Ostreidae. Bases 21 to 431 code for a protein of 136 amino acids. The record is from RefSeq and is a predicted model, not a curated record.